UGGAUUCCCGACUAAAUCACAUCGUUGCUGCAAGUGUUAUAAAUAGAUUUGGUGCUGGAAUUUUUUUUCAAACAAAUAGUGCAGUGAAGAGAUUCUGAUGAAAUAAUUGGAGCGCUACAUGAAUUUUUAAUUCAUUUUUUCUAUUGAGCUUUGAACAAGUUUCGAAUGUAAUGAUCAAAAUGAUUCCAAUAAUGACUUUUUUCUAUUUCUGUUAAUUGGAAAUUGUAAUUGCAUUUAAUCAGAAUCUCAAUUAAUCGGAAAUUAGUUUGAAUCGUUACAAUUACUUGAAAGUUUUCUGACGUGCCUCGGAUGACUAUGAAAUGGGUUUGCUGAAAAGACAAUUUCGAUUUUUGAUACGAAUACGGACACGUGCAAAUGAAUCUAGAUGAAAAACUAAUUUCAUUCUUGUGGCAAAAAUUUAAUUAGAAAUUAUUUGAUCCGUUUUGAAAAGAAAUUGUUCGAGCCAGUUGAAUGAAAAUUCCUAAGAAAAUUCUUCUUUUAUCGAAUUAAGUGUAAAGCUUGACAAAUAUUUCAUUUUUCAAAUUUGUUCUCAAAUUCUGCAUAAUAUUCGUGUGAUCUAGAGUAGCUAAAUGAGUUAAAAUAAUGAGAAAAAAAGUAAAAUCGUCUCAAAUAAAAUGCAUCGGUGGUAGUUUAAACGACUGAAUAAAUACAUUUUAAUAAGAACUUUGGUGUGAAUGAUGCCACGCAAUUAAUUAAAUUGAGUUCAUUCUUUUGAGAGUGCCUAGAAUAAUUUUCUACUUUAUCAACGGUUGCUAAUCCGUGCUGAGGUCGGAAUCCUUGUGCAAUUUGAUUUUGUUGACAAAUUACGGUGUUUGCGCCAAUAGCUUCAAUGUAUUCCGUGUUUAUUACCUUCGCCCGAAGUUUUAUGAAUGAAAAGCAAACCAAAACAAUAGAGCAGAAGGUCAAACGGCGUCUGCGCACUAGAGCUACUGCCUAACAAGUGACGGCUUUCAACAUCCCCCUUACAUUGCUUGCACACGAGAUGAAAAUAGAUUUUUUUUCCAUUCAAAGCAUCAGUACAAAAAUGGUCGCUUAUUCGAACACAUCGAUUUUGUUGCAACACUUGUCUACAUCAUCCGUGCAAAAUAAUUCCAGACAAACAAGCAGCUCAGCUCGUUUUGUGUGCAUUUCGUGAAUUUCUGCUUUGAAAAACAAACAAAGAAAGUCAAAUAGACCAGACAUGUCAUUCCGUCCAAAGGAGCGUGUACUAUCAGCAUUGCGAAAACUUUUCCACAAAACAUCAGCGAAUCGACGGGAGGCGAACAUUGCGCCCGCAAACAGUAAUAAUGCUUCUAAGAGCCCGACAAGGAAAUCAAGACGCGGCAUAUCACCCAGCACAAGUCAAAAAUACCCAAGUAAAGCCAACGACAAAACGAUCCGAGCAAAACGACUUAUGAAAGAGCUUAAGGAAAUUCAACGCUCAUCACAUUUGCAAAAGAAUUCAUUUUCGGUAGAGCUAGUCAAUGACAAUUUGUUCGAAUGGUACGUUCGUGUGCACGACAUUGACCCAGAAUCCGAAUUGGCGUGCGAUAUGCAAGAGCAGAACAUCUCUUGUAUCUUGUUGCAUUUAAUAUUUCCGGACAGUUUCCCAUUUUUACCGCCGUUUAUGCGCGUUGUUGAGCCGAAAAUCGAAAAAGGAUUUGUGAUGAAUGGUGGUGCUAUAUGCAUGGAAUUAUUAACACCGCGUGGAUGGGCUAGCGCAUAUACCGUUGAAGCAGUUAUUAUGCAGUUCACCGCUAGUUUAUCGAAGGGACGAGCACGAAUCGCACGAACGAAAAAAUCCAGCAAAGAAUUUAGCAAGCAAACCGCAGAAGAGGCGUUCCGGUCAUUAGUAAAGACGCAUGAAAAAUACGGAUGGGUUACACCGGCAUUGGCAGACGGUUAAUAGAUGUCAUCAAUUGAAAUCAAAACGAAAAGUUGGACAGAAAAUAGCCCGAAAAUUGUAACAUGUUUUGCUUUGAAUCGAAUGUCGAAUACGAGAUUGCAGUCGAAGUGCAACGCAUCUAAUCAGUGCAAAAUGUUAUCAAUGAGACCGAAAGGGUUGAAGCUUGAACUUCGACUGCGUUUGUAUAGAAUAUUGUAGCUUGAAUGUAAACUAAAACAAAAAUAUUCAACACAUUUUCAAUGUUCAACCCAGCGAUUUAUUUGAAUUUAGUUAAGAGCUCAAUUUAGUGUAAACACCAUUUGGAUAAAACAAUAAUGAAUGUUUAAUAAAAAUGUAUCUGUAUAGAAAA
Molecule: messenger RNA, 2255 nt
Organism: Sitodiplosis mosellana (orange wheat blossom midge)
Lineage: Eukaryota; Metazoa; Arthropoda; Insecta; Diptera; Cecidomyiidae
Product: ubiquitin-conjugating enzyme E2Q-like protein 1
Exons: 6
Coding region: 1202-1906 (234 amino acids)
Source: RefSeq, a predicted model, not a curated record